This is a messenger RNA of Morone saxatilis (striped sea-bass), 1453 nucleotides long. RefSeq names its product dipeptidase 1 (gene dpep1). Gene Ontology annotation, biological process: proteolysis. The record is from RefSeq and is a predicted model, not a curated record. Lineage: Eukaryota; Metazoa; Chordata; Actinopteri; Moronidae. Bases 160 to 1422 code for a protein of 420 amino acids. The transcript has 10 exons. Gene Ontology annotation, molecular function: metallodipeptidase activity.
AACGAGAAAGAAAUCUGUUCCAGCGGCAGUAGGUAGAAUCAGGAUUACUAAGAGGUUAAAGAAAGGCCAAGAAGACAGAUUAGGGUAACAAGGGAGAAAGCUUAAGGACGCAAAGUAAAAGAAAAGCAGAGCAUUUAAAAGUGUGUAGAAUUUUAAGAAAUGCUAUCUAAGUUUAUCUUAGCUGUAUAUUUGGCGCUGUGGCUCAGUUCUUGUGCUGCCAGCUUAGCUGAGGAUCCAUACAUGACCAGAGCUCUGCAGCUGAUGUCUGAGACCCCGCUCAUUGAUGGCCAUAAUGACCUGCCUUGGCAACUUCGAAAGCAAUUCAACAAUGAGCUCAAUAAAGUGGAUCUUAAUACGCUUGAAACCACACACACCAACAUCCCUAAGAUCAAGGACGGACGCCUGGGAGCACAGUUCUGGUCAGCCUAUGUUCCCUGUGAAACUCAGUACAAAGAUGCUGUCCGCCAAACACUGGAGCAGAUAGAUGUGGUUCACAGGAUGUGUCAGAAAUACCCAGAAACCUUCAUGUUUGCCACCAGUAGCCAAGACAUCAUGGAGGCCUUCGCAAUGAACAAGACAGCCAGUCUGAUCGGGGUCGAAGGGGGUCACUCACUCGACAGCAGUCUGGGCACACUGCGCACCAUGUACCAUUUGGGGGUCCGCUACCUCACACUCACACACUCCUGCAACACACCCUGGGCGGAUAACUGGCUUGUUGACACUGGAUCAGAGCCAUCUCAACAUAAUGGCCUGUCUCUAUUUGGCAAGCAACUAAUUGUGGAAAUGAAUCGUCUGGGGAUGCUGAUCGACUUGGCUCAUGUGACUGUUAAAGUGAUGAACCAGGUGCUGGACAUGUCUAAAGCUCCAGUCAUCUUCAGCCACUCCUCUGCCUACAGCGUCUGUCCACACAAGAGGAACGUCCCCGAUGAUGUUCUCAAGAGAGUGAAUCAAACGAGAGGAAUUGUCAUGGUGAACUUCUACAAUGACUAUGUGACCUGCAGCAAGACCGCUAAGCUCUCAGAUGUUGCUGAUCACUUUGACCAUAUAAAGAAAGUGGCCGGGGCGGGCAUUAUUGGUUUUGGUGGAGAUUACGACGGUGUGACAAGACUACCAGAGGGUCUGGAGGAUGUGUCCAAGGUGCCCAAAGUGGUGGCUGAACUGCUGAGGAGAGGAUGGACUGAUGAGGAGGUCAAAGCUGCUCUGGGAAACAACUUGCUCCGUGUCCUAAGAGAGGCUGAGACGGUCCGUGACAGCCUGAAUGGCAAAAAUCCAGAUGAUGUUCCUAUUCCAUCUGAUGAGGUGAAGAACACAUGUAGGACGAGCUACGGUUACCGCAAUGCUGGACCCGCACAUUCACUCAGCACACUGGCCCUUCUGCUCACACUGGCUCUACAGGCUCUUAUUGCAUUAACGCCUUCAUAGGCCGCUUGCCAAUGCAUCUGAGUGUAUGUGC